Brienomyrus brachyistius is the source of this 1313-nucleotide messenger RNA. RefSeq lists its product as uncharacterized. The coding region runs from base 395 to 1210 and encodes 271 amino acids. Gene Ontology annotation, molecular function: RNA polymerase II cis-regulatory region sequence-specific DNA binding; DNA-binding transcription factor activity, RNA polymerase II-specific. Gene Ontology annotation, cellular component: nucleus. NCBI's taxonomy places the organism in Eukaryota, Metazoa, Chordata, Actinopteri, Osteoglossiformes, Mormyridae. The record is from RefSeq and is a predicted model, not a curated record. Gene Ontology annotation, biological process: regulation of transcription by RNA polymerase II; epidermal cell differentiation. The transcript has 4 exons.
CGUGGCGUCGGUGAGAGGAUCCAUCCCAGGGCCCGAUUUACAUAGGCGGGGGGAGCCUGAAUGGGGCAGGCAGAUUCUCAGUAUCUGGCAUGCAAACCAGCUUGGGGGGGGGGCAUCAGCCUGCACAGUCUCAUGCAUCAUCCUGCACAGGUGUGUCCACCCCCACAUGCCCAGCCCACCCAGCCCUAGAGGCGGGACAAGCCAGGGAAAUGAGUGCUGUGAUUUCUUUUCUUUACCUGUGGGGGUGCGGGUCUGGGAGCAGUGAUAGGUGCGUAUGAAGCUGUCGGGGGGAGGGGGGAGGGGGGCAUUGGCCGACACCCACCGCGCAUAAACGGAGACGGACAGGACCCCAGGACAGUGGUGGUAGACGGGCGACGAGGACAAGGACAGAGAGAUGCCACGCUCCUUUCUGGUGAAGAAGAAACGGGGCAUCUGCGGGGGAUGGAGAUGGAGGGAUGAGGAAGAAGAGCAGUCACCCGCGAACGAGUGCCAGACAGCAACAGGAACGACCCCGCUGCCCCAACACCAAUCGUCUUCGCCUGGCUCCGAUGCAGAGCCCGCCACGCUGCCUAAGCCCUCCGUCCCCAGCCUGCCAGUGGAGAUAGCCCAAGCCUGGCCCCCAUGUCUGUCCCAGCACCCCCUGCUGCCUACCCAGGGGCAGUAUUACCCCCAUGCCGUGCUGUCAAUGGCCCCCCGUGCCAAGCCUCGCUUGGCCACUAGUUCCGGGGACUUCUUGUGUGCCGUCUGUCACAAGGUAUUCCCGCUGCAGCGCAUGCUGACCCGUCACCUGAAGUGCCACAGCCUGGUGAAAAGGCACCUGUGCAGGUUUUGCGGCAAGGGCUUCAACGACACCUUCGACCUGAAGAGGCACAUGCGCACGCACACGGGCAUCCGGCCGUACCGCUGCGAGCUGUGUGAAAAGGCCUUCACGCAGCGCUGCUCGCUGGAGUCCCACCUACGCAAGAUCCACGGCGUGGCCCAGCAGUACGCGUACCGCCAGCGCCGCUCCAAAAUAUUCGUGUGCGAAGACUGCGGCUUCACCUCCUCGCGUCCUGAUGACUAUUUCCAGCACGUACGGCAGCGGCACCCGGGAAGUCCCGCCCUCCGACGGUACUACCGCAAGCACACGCACGAGCAAGGUGCCCCCAAUACCACGGACCACAAGAUCACCCCCUUAGUGCUCUACCCGCACACCAGGUACUUCAUCUGAGGGGGGGGGGGGGGGUUUGGCUGGCCCCUGCCUGCUCAUCCCCUCCUUCAUACCCAUUCCUCCAUAAGGGGGACAUUAAAAAAAAUAUAUAUGUCCAUGGAAA